Messenger RNA from Labrus mixtus (cuckoo wrasse), 2789 nucleotides. RefSeq names its product neuronal membrane glycoprotein M6-a-like. Gene Ontology annotation, biological process: neuron projection development. The coding region runs from base 147 to 983 and encodes 278 amino acids. Lineage: Eukaryota; Metazoa; Chordata; Actinopteri; Labriformes; Labridae. The record is from RefSeq and is a predicted model, not a curated record. The transcript has 7 exons. Gene Ontology annotation, cellular component: filopodium; neuronal cell body; axonal growth cone.
AGCCUCCAUCAUUUGCAGGGAGGGAAAAAAAACACGCACACACACAUCCUCCUACAUAUACACACACUCACACUGUGCUGCGAGCUAGCGAGGGGCUUUAAACUGCUUCACUCUAAACAGAGAAAAAGGGACUGUAACGUGCCACAAUGGAGGAAAACAUGGAUGAAUCACAGAGCCAGAAAGGCUGUAAGGAGUGCUGUGAACGAUGUGUGGGAAGCCUGCCCUGGGCCUCUCUCAUCGCCACCAUCCUCCUCUACAUGGGCGUGGCCUUGUUUUGUGGGUGUGGCCACGAGGCUCUGAGUGGCACCGUCACCAUCCUCCAGAACUACUUUGAGGUCAUCAGAGCCCCUGGAGAGACACUGGAUGUGUUCACCAUUAUUGACAUCCUGAAGUACAUCAUCUAUGGACUUGCAGCUGGGUUCUUUGUGUUUGGAGUGCUGCUGCUGGUGGAGGGCUUCUUCACCACCGGAGCCAUCAGGGAUCUCUAUGGAGAGUUCAAGAUCACCGCCUGCGGACGCUGCCUGACUGCAUUCCUGAUGUUCCUGGCCUACCUGUUCUUCCUGGUGUGGCUCGGAGUCACAGCGUUCACCAGCCUGCCCGUCUUCAUGUACUUCAACGUCUGGUCCAUGUGUCAGAACACCAGCCUGGUGGAGGGAGCCAACCUCUGCCUGGACCUGCGUCAGUUUGGAGCUGUGACUAUCUCUGAGGAGAGGAAGGUGUGCACAGGAUCUGAGAAGUUCUUCAAGAUGUGUGAAUCCAACGAGCUGGACUUGACCUUCCACCUGUUUGUGUGCGCUCUGGCAGGAGCAGGAGCUGCUGUCAUCGCCAUGGUCCACUUCUUGAUGGCUCUGGCUGCUAACUGGGGCUACCUGAAGGAUGCCAGCAGGAUGCAGAAGUAUGAAGACAUCAAGUCAAAGGAGGAGCAGGAGCUGCACGACAUCCACUCUACACGUUCCAAAGAACGCCUAAAUGCCUACACAUAAACACACACCUGCAGGAAACGACACAAACACACACACACACGUACACACACACACACACACACACACACUUAAACCUGUCAGACACACAACAUAUGAUACAUGCAGACACACUCACACACAUGAAGCCUGACAUAACAACAAACAAGAAGCGUACAGAAUACAAACGAAUGAAAAAAAAACAACACUAAAAACAUUCAAAGCAAAAUAAACACACGAAGAGGGAGAAAUAAAGAAGAAGAAAAAAUGAUGAAAACAUGGACACCAUCAUCAUCCUCAUUUCUGCAGUGGUUUAUUAGCUCAGAUGGGCGAUGCUAACAAUUUAGCAUCCCAUAUGUUUGCUUGCUUCAUUUUUAUUAACCAUGACUUUGUCCUUUUGAUCAAGAAAAAAAAAAUAGCUUUACUUGAAACAAAAGGAAAGAGUUAAAAUCUUAAAUCUCCUUUUACCCACAAUGCCCUAAAAUAUCUAGAACUGGUCAAUAAUUUCCAGAAGGAAACCAUAAAUAAACAUGAAAAUGUUAACAUAUAAAAUAGCACAAGACAUUUACAAAAUUAUACCAAAAAGGACAAAUAAUGAGCAGAGGAACCCAAAGACAUUUUACAAUAACAUGUGUUUGCCCUUCUAAUUUGCAUCCCUAUGAUUUUACUGGCUGUGUUGUAUUCCUUUUUUUUGUUUUAAAGAUAAAGCACACAUCUCCGCCCUUUUUGACAGCUUUUCAGCUUUAACAUGUUAGCACGGCAUGCCAAAAAAUCUACAGCAGACAUUUGAAUGAGUUUGGUGUCUAUGAGCUCAUCAUUUAACGAGGGGGACAAUAUCACGGUAUACCCCCCCCCCCCCCCCCCCUGCAGUACACGCAUCACACACACACGCACAAACACUCACACACACACACACACACGCACACUCUCACACUUACACAUAGAUGUGGCUGAAUGGUCGGUGUUGUUCAGGCAGUGUUGUAUGGUGGUGUCAUGCUGUGUCGUGUCGUUUCGCCACAUUAUGAUGACUGGUACUGCAGAGAAAAACGGUCCCUGAGGAUUAUGUACCUCCCGGGUGCAAAUGGUUUUCUCCCCCCUCCCUCUCUCUUCCCCCUCCUAUGUCCUAAAACCCUACUCCUCCUCUUCCUCCACUCUGUGACCUCUCCAUAGAGCUCUGUUUCAUUAGUUGUUCCACAGACCUUUGGAACGGACCAUAGUGUCCUAAAAUUGGCCGUUUUAUGAAUGGGGUUUGGUUUGAAAUGACAUCGGUCAUUUCAAUUCUAAAGCCAUAUAAUGAUUGACAAAAUGUGCAGAUAAAUCGGUGUCAAAUUCUAUUAAAUCCAAAAAUUCCCCCUGAUAUGACUUUAUUAGCACUGUCCAUCACAUGUCGGACUACCCUAGCUAUUUUGGCCCUUCAGAAUAAAAGCACUUAAGAUGGCAGUGGAAGCCAUUUAAUACAACUAGUGAACCUGAGCUCUGCUUCCUCCCCCCUUCAUCCCUGAUUUGUACAAACUUGUGAAAUGUCCUCAGAAACAGCACAUCUUAACAGCACAAAGUCUUUUUAACGUGUGUCAUGUUCUCAUCAGUCUUGUUUUUCUCACUUUUUGGACUUUUGCCACAUUUUUAUCAGUAUUAUUUAUAUGUAAUUUUAGAAUGGGGGAGGGGGGUUGUUUCAAUGGAACAGGUGUGUGUGUUGGACAGGGACGGGGUUGGUUGUAACAAUUUCACAUUUUCUUGUGAUGAUUCUGUAUUUCAGUGGUUCUGCACACAGACACACACACACACACACACACACACACACACACACACACACAGACACUCACAGAUACA